GUAAUAUUGAUACUUUCAGUGAUAUUCUUCUACAAGGCAACCAAAUGACAGUUCCGAUUCUUGAUGCUUUAUCCAACCUGGCCUUGAAACCAGAACUUCUAGCCGAGGUGCGAGGUUCUGUUCUGCAGACAUUGUCCUCUGUCGAGAUGGAUGAUCUCCCUGUGGUGGUCAAGUUUCUACUCCAGACGGUCACACCGCAGGAUUCACUUGAGAUUGUAACGGAAAUUCGAGCAAGCAUUGAUUUUAAACCUUUACCUGCUACCCCAAGCAAGUCCAGCAAAAAAGACAAGAUGAAAAAGAGGACAGCAUCAGAUGGCAGUGUGGAGAAGGGGAACGAAGCACUGACAUUGGAUGCCAUCAAGUCCGGCAUUCGCUUCCAGAAAACUGUGUCCGAAGCUUGGAUAAAGGCAAUCGACAACCUGAAGGACCCAGCUGAUCACAAGGUGAUUGACAUCUUUGUGCUGCUGAUUCUCCACGCCACGAACCGCAAGAAGCCAGUGGAGAGCCUCUUCAGGAACAAGAUCCGUUCAGGGGCAUUUACAGAACCUCUGCUGCAGUCAGCCUUCACUGACCAUGCUCAGAUCCUGAGAGGGUACUUCCCGUCUGUGCAGUCGCUGGCUGAGGUGUUACUGAGGUCCCCAGAGCCAGGGAUCUGCUUCUUCGCCUCCGCUAUGUAUCGACACGCCUUUGCUGUGUUUGACAGCUACUGUAAACAGGAGAUUGUUGGGAACCUGGUGACACACAUCGGCAGUGGUUUUGCAGGCGAGAUCGACAGCUCUCUGGACAUUCUCUCCGACCUGGUACACCACCAUCUCUCCAGCAUGGCUCCCUUCGCUAUCUUUGUCAAGGGAUUUCUUGACUACUUCGACAACCGUUCAAUGACGCAGAUUCGUAAACUUUAUGCCAUGUUGAGUCGUCUAGCUUUCCACAACCCCGAUGAUGGUGGACUUAUACAGGAUGAUCUUCACAUCAUCAUCAGGAAACAGCUGUACAACAGCAGCCUCAAGUAUAAACGCAUGGGAGUGAUUGGUGCCAUCAUGGUUGUCAAAAGUAUUGCCUACGUCCGCUCUGACCAGUCUGAGAGCACCAUCAGUGACGACAAGCUGAAGGAGGUGGUGCACCUGCUGCAACUGGUCCGAACCAGCAGCACUGGCAGCCCCGAGGCCACCUGCCUGUUUCUGGAUGAACUGUCGUCUGUCAUCAGUAAAGGCAAUGUAGACCCUAAAGUUGUGCACUGGAUUUCUGAGAACAUGAUAGCAGAUUUCCAGGAUGAUUUUGUGGUGGACGUUGAAGAGAGCUUCAUUCAGCAGGAUCACAUGGUUCCUCUACAAGAUAUGUACAAUCUGAAUGAGGACACGGACAGUUCUAUAGCGAUCAACCUGCUGCCCCUUGUAGUGGCUAAUCACAAGAAGAAGGCCAACACAAAGGAAAGUGCAAGAGAGCCGAACCCCACAUGUCUGUCUCCACACUUCCGGCUGGUCCACAUCUGUGAAAAGGUACAAAAUGGCGGUGAUCUGGAGGGCAUUGAUGCAUUACUAGGCUGCCCUGUGUACACAGUCAAGGAGGAGGUGUAUGAGAAGUACGAGUCACUGUCCCACAAGGAAAAGGAUGUGAUCUGCACCACACUCUUCCACAGCCUGAACUGGUUCCGUGAGCUGGCCAACUGCUUUGCCACACAAACGUCGCCGGAGAUGAAGGGCAAGGUCAUCAUGAGGCUGCAGAACAUCACGGAGGUGCAGAACACCCUGGAGAGAUUGCUGGCCGUUACCCCAGGGUUCAGACCUCCAGUUGCAAACUUUGACCUUGAAGAGACCCAGCAGGUGGAGCCCAGCAGUUCUCGUGGAGCAGACGGCAAGAAGAAAGGGAGGAAACCAGGGAAGAAGAAACAGUCCGAGAAGGAGAAUAUUUCAGCCGACUUGGAUGAGAACAGCCGAGAUUCCACACAGUCUGAGACCCAGAAGCCAAGCCAGUCAGGGGGGACCCAGCUGAAGGAGGGGGACAAGGAGGAGAAGAUGGUCAGUCUGUCCACCUACACACAGUAC
Haliotis rufescens (red abalone) is the source of this 2042-nucleotide messenger RNA. Its product is annotated as Fanconi anemia group D2 protein-like. The transcript has 19 exons. Gene Ontology annotation, molecular function: DNA polymerase binding. The annotation marks the transcript as partial. The record is from RefSeq and is a predicted model, not a curated record. Gene Ontology annotation, biological process: interstrand cross-link repair; homologous chromosome pairing at meiosis; double-strand break repair involved in meiotic recombination. Gene Ontology annotation, cellular component: condensed chromosome; nucleus. NCBI's taxonomy places the organism in Eukaryota, Metazoa, Mollusca, Gastropoda, Lepetellida, Haliotidae.